Macrosiphum euphorbiae (potato aphid) is the source of this 498-nucleotide messenger RNA. The record is from the annotation of a GenBank genome assembly. NCBI's taxonomy places the organism in Eukaryota, Metazoa, Arthropoda, Insecta, Hemiptera, Aphididae.
AUGUCACUUCAACAACCUGUACCAAAUCGAUCUUUCCCGAUACUGCAAUCUCAUGCACUAUUCCAAAUGCAUACGUCAUUAGAACCUCAAUUACCCCAUUAUUAUCUUCAAAAACUAGUGUUAUCUCAUAAUCCACCUGUUUCGCAUAAUGAACAACAACUUAAUUUGUUAUGUCAUACACCACCUGUUUUUCAUUAUGAACAACAAUUUAAUUUGUCAGUUUUUCCUCAAAAACAACAGCAAAGUCAUAAUCCACAUCAACCACAUACAUCGCAAGAUCUUCAAAUAAUAGAACAACUACAAUCAAAAAACCAUUUGCCAACACUGCUAAAUCUUAAUUCAUCAGAAAUUAUGCAAACUCAACCAUACUCACAAUCAAACGUAACAACACUGCAAAAUAUUAUAUCAUCAGAAACUCUACAACCUCAACAGUACUCACAAGCAGAAAUAACAAAAGAUUCUGCUAUGGUUGGAAUACGUGACUACUACGAGCAAUGA